AUGCCUCGCACCGCUGUGAAGGGUCAGGUCCUAGUGGAUCUAGUAGCUGAAUUUGCGAAGCCCAUACCAGAAGGAAUGGGAGAAACACUAAGCCCUGACGGGAAACUGAUCAGUACAAUCUCACAGCAAGAGCCUAGUUGGUGGAAAGGACACAUCGACGACGCGGCCAACCAAAGGGGCUCAGGGGUGGACCUCGUUCUGGUCUCCCCCGAAGGGAUCACCGUCGAAAAAUCGUUGAGGCUUGGUUUCUCGGCCACGAAUAACGAAGCAGAGUAUGAGGCACUAUUGGAAGGAAUGUCAAUGAUCCAGAAACUGGGCGGAAAAUCCGUGAACAUGUUCUCGGAUUCGAGACUCGUUGUGGGACAAGUAAACGGGGAGUUGGAGGCGAAGGAUGAAAGAAUGCAAGAGUACCUCGUCCAAGUUAAGCGCCUGCAGACCCAUUUCUUUCACUUCAAUCUGGCGCACGUGUCCAGGAGCGGGAACACCCAUACUGAUUCUCUUGCAACGCUUGCCACCUCCUCGACUCAACUACUUCCUCGGGUUAUUCUAGUAGAAGAUCUCUACUGCCCAACGACGGUGAGGGCCAACCCAAUACGGGUCCACAAUGUCAGGGCUGGACCUAGCUGGAUGGAUCCUCUAGUGCUGUUCUUAAAACAUGACGUCUUACCAGAUGAUAAGAACGAGGCUGACAAGAUUAGAAGGAAGGCUCCUCGAUUCUGGUUGUCCGAGGACUCCAAACUGUACAGGCGCUCAUUCUCAGGGCCGUACUUGUUAUGUGUGCACCCAGAUGCCACUGAACUCGUCCUAGAGGAAUUACACGAAGGAAUUUACGGAAGUCAUACGGGGGGUAGGUCCCUGUCCCAUAGGGCCAUAACGCAAGGUUACUGGUGGCCAAGCAUGCAGAAAGAGGCGCAGGAAUAUGUAAAGAAGUGUGACCAGUGUCAAAGAUUCGGAAUUCCUCACACCCUGAUCUCGGACAACGGUCUUCGGUUUGGUAGUAAAGCUUUCAGAAGGUAUUGUAGCGAGCUGGGAAUUACCAACAAAUACUCCACACCGGCUUACCCGCAAGGUAAUGGGCAGGCGGAAGCCGUCAACAAAACUAUAGUGAAUGGGUUGAAAGAGAGGUUAGACGACGCGAAGGGGAGGUCCAUAGGGGAAACCCCCUUUUCAAUGACCUACGGGGCCGAGGCUGUUAUUCCUUUAGAGAUAAACUUCCCGACACAAAGGACCAUCGCAUUCUGCCCCAGUGCUAACAACGAACUUCUAGAAAAGAGCUUGGACCUCAUCGAGGAAAAAAGAGAGAGCGCAAUGGUCCAGCUUGCCUACUAUCAGCAAAAGCUCAAGCAAGGUUACGACGCCAAGGUAAAGCUAAGGCCCCUGGCGCUCGGGGAUCUGGUAUUGAGGAAGGUCCUGGGCACUGCGAGAAACCCUAUGUAG
Molecule: messenger RNA, 1437 nt
Organism: Quercus robur (English oak)
Lineage: Eukaryota; Viridiplantae; Streptophyta; Magnoliopsida; Fagales; Fagaceae
Exons: 3
Coding region: 1-1437 (478 amino acids)
Biological process (GO): DNA integration
Molecular function (GO): RNA-DNA hybrid ribonuclease activity; nucleic acid binding
Source: RefSeq, a predicted model, not a curated record